This is a messenger RNA of Cokeromyces recurvatus, 1123 nucleotides long. RefSeq names its product Ribokinase-like protein. NCBI's taxonomy places the organism in Eukaryota, Fungi, Mucoromycota, Mucoromycetes, Mucorales, Mucoraceae. Gene Ontology annotation, molecular function: ATP-dependent NAD(P)H-hydrate dehydratase activity. Bases 151 to 1104 code for a protein of 317 amino acids. Gene Ontology annotation, biological process: metabolite repair. The transcript has 9 exons. The record is from RefSeq and is a predicted model, not a curated record.
GAAAAAACUUACUGAAAUAAUUAUUUUAUCAUUAUGAUAUUAUUUUGUCAAGUAGCGGUAUUCACGAAAAAAAAAAAUGCAGAUACGUAUAUAUACAUUACUCUUUUUUUUUUUUCUUAAACUUCUUUUAAAAUUAAUUAAAUUCUCGAAAUGCCAGCAAGGAUUCCAGAUCUUUCCAAAGUACGUCAAAUUGUUCCUCCUCUUUCAAGUAAAUUACAUAAAGGCCAAGCAGGAAGAGUAGGCGUUGUUGGUGGUUCAGAAGAGUAUACAGGUGCACCCUAUUUUAGUGGUAUAGCUUCUAUGAAAGUGGGUGUUGACCUUUGCCAUAUCUUUUGUGAACCUGGAGCAGGCACUGUUAUCAAGAGUUAUUCACCAGACUUAAUUGUUCAUCCUUAUCUUCGAACAAAAGAAAAAAAGGAAACUGACUUAACAGUUGAUAAAAUUGUUGAACGAGUGACAAGUGUAUUUUCAAGAGUACAUGUCUUGGUAGUUGGACCUGGUCUAUCAAGAGAUGAAGUCAUGCAGGAUACAGCUAAAGAACUAAUUAAAAAGGCGCGUGAACAAGAUAUGGCGAUUGUGAUUGAUGCGGAUGGUCUUUAUCUUGUUCAACAAUAUCCUGAAACAGUGAAAGGAUAUAAAAAAGCUGUAUUAACUCCUAAUGUAGUUGAAUUUAAGCGACUUUGCGAAAAAAUGAAUGUACAAAUGAAAGAUGAAAAAGAAAAAGAGGAAAUUGCUAAAGAGCUGAGUCAGGCAUUAGGAGGUGUUACAGUAGUCCAAAAGGGAACAGUCGACUACAUUACUAACGGUGACGAAGUUUUGAAAUGUGAUAUUGAUGGUGGUCUAAAACGUAUGGGAGGACAAGGAGAUAUUCUCUCAGGUGCUAUUGCGGCAUUUUUAGCAUGGGGUAAAGCAUACGAAAAUAAUGUUUGGGAACAUUCAAAUGAAGUUGAAACUAAAGAUAUUGCUUUAUAUGCUACUUAUGGAGCUUGUCAUAUUACAAGAACGAGUUCAAGAUUGGCCUUCCAAAAGUAUGGUAGGUCCGUUUUAACUUCACAUAUGUUAGAAGAAAUUGGUGCUAGUUAUGAUCAAUUUAUGAAACACUAAAUAAAUAAAUAAAUAAAUA